Messenger RNA from Adineta ricciae, 351 nucleotides. NCBI's taxonomy places the organism in Eukaryota, Metazoa, Rotifera, Eurotatoria, Adinetida, Adinetidae. The record is from the annotation of a GenBank genome assembly.
AUGCAUUUUCUGCUCACUGGGCUCAUCUAUUUUUCAAGUUCCUGUUCACUUGGCUUUUCUACUCCAAUCUUCGGUGAUGAGUGCAAAGUUCAUAUCGAUAACCGUCAUUCCGAAAUCAAAGACCUCGUUACUAGUCACCAACGCUUUAACGUCAAUAAUUGGUCUCAUAUCGUCUUGUUAUUCAUCAUUGGUUUAUUACUCUCUUUAUUGAUUCUGGCUUAUUGUUUUAUCAAGCUUAAAAUCUGGCCGUCCAUCAAACAAACACACACUCAUCCUGCAUCUUUUUCAGCACCACCGUAUAUUAUCAACCCUCGUGAACAACCUACUCCAACAGCUGUUCGCCUUGAAUAA